Ambispora leptoticha is the source of this 1518-nucleotide messenger RNA. Lineage: Eukaryota; Fungi; Glomeromycota; Glomeromycetes; Archaeosporales; Ambisporaceae. The record is from the annotation of a GenBank genome assembly.
AUGGGAAUUUUCGUGACCGCUGUGAUACUUUCCGUAAAACUAUUACGUCAGGGUCAGUGGUUCUCGUACAGUUUCGUAGCAUUUGGGGAUUCGCUCACGGAUAAUGGAAAUAUAUGGAGGUUGACAAACGGUAGUAUCCCGUCGACCGCUUUUUACUAUAAUGGAAGAUGGUCAAAUGGACCAACAUGGGUUGAAGUAAUGUCAAAUCAGUUGGGUACCACUGUAGAAGACUAUGCAUAUGGAGGCGCAACGACAGAUAACAAUAUCAUUCCUUCAAAUUUAACGAUUACUGAUGAUCAAGGAAAAAAGAAUCAUGUUCCUUCUCUAGCAGAUCAAGUCAAAGAAUAUUUACCGAAUGUUAGCACAACUUUACAUAGAUUUCAAACCACUUAUUUUAUUUGGAUUGGAGGGAAUGACUAUCAGCAAAUAUUAAACAACUACAACACCUCAACGGUAACACCUCAAAUUUUAAUAGACUCUCUCAAACAAUCAGUAAACCUAUUGGAAGGAGCAGGCGCACACAAAAUUUUAAUCCUAAAUAUUCCUCCGCUCGAUCGUACCCCACGUUAUAUCAAUCGCAACGGCAGCGACAUGGAACACGUAAAAUCAAUGAUUAGCGAGCACAAUCAACGUCUCGUAGAAAUGACGCGAAAUUAUACACGACAGAGUGCAUCGUUGGUGGUCAAAGUUUUCGACGUGUACAAUUUAACGAUGGAAGUUAUCGGUGAUCCAAGAUCUUUUGGAUUUACCAAUGUCGAUGAUCCAUGCGUGGUUAUUGACGGUGAUGGGAAGAGGGAAGUGAGUCGAUGUGUGAAUGCGGAUGAGUAUUUAUUUUGGGAUGAAAUUCAUCCCACCGCUAAAGCUCAUCAAUUAUUGGCUGAUCAGUUGGUGAAGUAUUUAAAAUCAUUAGAUGGAUAUUGUUUAUAUGUUAGGAAUUUAAGCAUAGCAGCUGCGGUGCCAGUAAACCAACAAAAUAACACCAAUUUCAAUGAUACCUCCGACUUUGAAAGUAUCGAGCUUACAGAGUUCAAUUUAGGAGUUGCAAAUUACACCAACAACAAAAGUAACAUUUUCUUCGCAGUAUCAUUCAUUGGUGUCUACAUUAAUUACUCGGAUUACGAAUCAGAUAACCUCGAAGGAACAACAACAAAAGUUGACAUCAUCGCAAGUGGCUUUAACGAUUCUACGAAAGAAUAUCCGUAUAAAAUUCACGAGUAUCCCGUUCCGACAAAUGGCAAUUGUAAUUCUGUCGGAAAUGUCCCACAGAUGAAACAGAAUUGUCCAGAAGGUGAUUUGAGCGGAAAGUGGGGUGGAUUACCCGGAAUGAAUAGUGACGAGAACGACGUGGAGGUUAUUUCUUAUUCCGAUCCGUAUUUAGAGUGGGUUGGAAAUAACUCUAUCUUGGGAAAGUCUUUUGUUAUUUAUAGUCCUGACAAUAAUACUCGAUUGGCUUGCGCAAACAUUACCGAACCUGAUAUCUUGGAGUACGAUGAUGUUACUUAUGUGGAAACCUCAUAA